AUGGAUUCCCAAAAGGAGUUGAUUGAUCAAGAGGCCUAUGACUAUGUUGGAGAGGCUGAGUUAUCCCCACCACCAUCACCGCCACCGCCCCAUCACCACCGCCGUCUUCGCUGCCACCCCCACCGCCCCUGCCACCGCCCUUACCAGCGGGAUGCGACACCGCCAAACCCAGCACCCUCAGCACCCACGUCGUCACCAGUCAAUCCAGCACCCUCACCCCACUCGUUGCCCGCAGUCGAUCCUUACCAGUGGUAUCCGACACCGCCAACCCCAGCAUCUUCACCCCCGUGUCGCCACCAGUCAGUCCUUACCAGCGGGAUCCGACACUGCCAACCCCAGCACCCUUGUCGCUACCAGUCAGUCCAGCACCCUCACCCCGUCGUCGUCCGCAGUCAAACCUUACCAGGGGUAUCCGACACUGCCAACCCAGCACCCCCUCACCCCCUCGUCGCCUGCAGUCGAUCCUUAGCAGCGGGAUCUGACACCGCCAACCCCAGCACCCUCCCCCUCCCCUCGUCGCCCCCCAGUCGAUCCUUACCAGUGGUAUCCAACACCGCUAACCCCAGCACCUUCAACCCCCUCAUCACCACCGGUCAUUCCUCAACUAGAGAUCCUGAAACUGCAGCAGAGACAGAAGCUAACGGUGGAAACUAUCAUCAUGGUGGCAACAUCUUAUGUCGUUUGUCCUACCUUUUCUGCAGGUAUAUGUGUGUUAAUUUUCUGUUAUCAUACAUUGAAUUUGAGUUAUGA
Molecule: messenger RNA, 750 nt
Organism: Arachis ipaensis
Lineage: Eukaryota; Viridiplantae; Streptophyta; Magnoliopsida; Fabales; Fabaceae
Source: RefSeq, a predicted model, not a curated record